Diaporthe citri is the source of this 1341-nucleotide messenger RNA. RefSeq lists its product as uncharacterized. Gene Ontology annotation, molecular function: aspartic-type endopeptidase activity. The record is from RefSeq and is a predicted model, not a curated record. Gene Ontology annotation, biological process: proteolysis. The transcript has a single exon. NCBI's taxonomy places the organism in Eukaryota, Fungi, Ascomycota, Sordariomycetes, Diaporthales, Diaporthaceae. The coding region runs from base 1 to 1341 and encodes 446 amino acids.
AUGGCGUCUCGAUUACCUGCGCUCCUGGCUUUGGCCCUACCGGCGGUCGCCGCCACAACUCACAUCCCAACUCGCGACGUCACCUCCACCACAAAUCCCGGCUUCGUCUCCUUUCCCAUAAAACGAGGAUCAAAGACACUCGCAGCCCGUGACGCCACGGCAUCCCUGAUCAAUGAGCAGGAUACCAGCUACCUGAUGGAGCUCACCUUUGGCUCCAACGCCCAGGCAGUCAAGAUCGCAAUCGACACGGGGUCCGAUGAGCUGUUCGUGAACCCCAACUGCAACGACCGCGACUUCACCCAAUCACAGCAACAAGACUGCACCGAGGACGGCAAAUACAACCCCAGCACCUCGUCAACGUCCAACGUGACGCAGGAGACCUCGCAGAUCGUGUACGGCUCGGGCGCCGUCAACAUACAAUAUGUCGUCGACAGCAUCGGGAUACCGGGCGCAGGCACGAACAUGACGGAUGUGCAGUUCGGUGUGGCGACUGCGUCGCAGGACCUGAACGAGGGCAUCCUGGGUCUGGGCUUCGGCAAGGGUGUCAACCUGAACUACUCCAACUUUGUGGACCAGCUGGCCGCGCAGGGCGUGACAAACACAAGGGCCUUCUCCGUCGCGCUGGGCACGAGCGACACCGCGGGCGGGAACAUCAUCUUCGGCGGCGUCGACACUAAGAAGUUCUCGGGCUCCCUCGCCACGAGCACCAUCCAGAGCCCGGCCAGCGGCGACAUCCAGCGGUACUCGACCCAGAUGAACAGCCUGACCUUCAAGAGCGGGAGCACGUCAAACAAGUACUCGGGCAGCGACCUGAGCGUCGUCCUGGACACGGGCUCCAGCCUGUCCCUGCUGCCGACCUCGGUCGUCAGCAGCAUGGCGGAGGACUUCAACGCGCAGCAGGACUCGUCGGGCCUGCUGGAGGUGGACUGCAGCCUGCAGAACCAGGACGGGUCCUUGGACUUCGAGUUCGACGGCGUCACCAUCAGCGUGCCCUUCAGCCAGUUCAUCCUGAGCGCGGGCGCCAACUCGUGCAUCCUCGGCGUGCAGGCGGUCGAGUCCAACUCGGGCAUCACCGCCCUCCUCGGCGACACCUUCCUGCGCUCCGCGUACGUCGUCUUCGACCAGACCAACAUGAAGAUCUCCAUGGCGCAGUACGUCGAGUGCGGCACCAACGAGCAGGCUAUCGCCACCGGCAGCGACGGCGCCUCCAAGUUCACCGGCGAGUGCAGCGGCACCACCUCGAACGCGUCCAAGUCCGCCGGCGAGCUGAACAGGCCGGCGGCCUCGACGUCUAUUGUUGGGUUCGUGGCGGGUGUUGCCGCGUUGAUGUUCCUUUUCUAG